AUUUGAUAAAAGCUUCAGCUCCAAAGAAAUUACUCCGACGGUACAGUCAUAAUUUUUUUUUUUUAAAAAAGCCUAUUAAGGAAGAAAUCUCUGUGUUAGUUUUCUCUCUUAUUUCACCAUUCAUCUGUGUCUUGUACAGUUGGCCAUCUUCGUGGCACAUGAGGUGAAUCAUGAAAUCGUGUACCAAGUACACAAUUUUCUUAAAUACCAAACUACCCCAAAUUUAUCAAUAGUUUUCGAGUGAAUCUUAAAUCACAAAUUUAUUUUCUGAACAACAUUGUUUUUAAAAAAAAAAAAAAAAAAUCACCACUGCCAUUUUUUUUACCUUUUUUUUAGGGUUUAAAAAAAAAAAAAAAAAAGAAAUCACAUUAUUCUUGGAAUUAAGCCCCUUUAGCAUCCAUACAAAUUAAAGCUUUUUUUCUUGUUUUGAUUGAAGAAAUACGUAUAAACUUCCACCAACAAACAAAAGAAAAUGACCAUUCACAUGAGGUAGGCAACAAGCCAAGUUUCAUUUCUCUAUUCUCUUUACUCUCUCUCUCUCCUUAUUAAGUAAUCAGUUAUAGCCAUGAAAAUGAGAUGAAGGCAAGGAAGAUAAAAGGAGAAGAAAACAAAUCAUGCACAAAAUGAAAGAGACAUUCUUUCUGGUACUCUCUACUCAGCCCGUUUGGCUUCUCAUCCUCUCCUUGCUUGGUUUCUUCACCAUUCUCCGGCACUCCAGCACUGUUGUCCAAUGGGUCUUCCGAGCCUUUCUCAGACCCUCCAAGGAUCUGAGGUACUAUGGCUCUUGGGGAGUAAUCACCGGUGCCACUGACGGCAUUGGAAAGUCGUUUGCCUAUCAGCUGGCCAGAGCCGGGCUCAACGUUAUACUGGUGAGCAGAAGCUCCACCAAACUUAAGGCAGUUUCUAAGGAUAUCCAAUCCGAGUUUCCUGAUACAAAGGUAAAGAUCAUUGAAUUGGACUUUACAGACGACGAUAUUAGUGCUGGUAUUGCAGAGAUUAAGGAGGUGAUUGAAGAUUUGGACGUCGGGAUUCUAAUAAACAACGUGGGGAUUACAUAUCCAAACGCCAGCUUUUUCCAUGAAGUGGAUGAGAAAGUUUGGAUGAAUGUUUUUAAAGUGAAUGUGAAGGGUACUACUUGGGUUACCAAAGCUGUUUUGCCGAAGAUGAUUAAGAAGAACAAAGGUGCUAUUGUGAAUAUUGGCUCUGGAGCUGCUGUUAUUGUUCCUUCUCAUCCGCUCUAUGCAAUCUAUGCUGCUACAAAAGCGUAUGUAGACCAACUCUCAAGAUCUCUACACGUGGAAUACAAAGAUUGGGGAAUUGAUGUGCAAUGUCAGGUGCCAUUGUAUGUGGCAACCGAAAUGGCGUCGAGAGUGGCGUCGGUGAGUAGAGCGUCGCUGUUCAUUCCAUCGGCUGAUGACUACGUGAAAGCUUCAAUUCGCAGAAUUGGAUACGAGCCACGGUGCACCCCUUACUGGGCUCACUCGCUCCAAUGGUGUUUCGCUUGCCUGCUUCCCGAGGCGACGCUUGACGCCUGGCGGUUGUCCAUUGGCUUGCAGAGGAGGGGAUCCGACGCCAUGAAAGGGAUUGAAGAUUGCAAACAAGAUUGAAGGACUUGGAGAAAAAGCAAUUCUGUGAAGGUUACUAUUGUAUUACAAUUUACAAUUUACAACAUGAUAUGAUGAAAUAGUAAAUGUAUUAUCAUACUCAUUGAUUUGAUGAGUUGUUCAAUAAGGUGAUAUGAUAUGGUCUUCUUGUUAUUUUUAUUA
This is a messenger RNA of Benincasa hispida (wax gourd), 1766 nucleotides long. It is a transcript of the gene KCR2, whose product is annotated as beta-ketoacyl reductase 2. Gene Ontology annotation, cellular component: endoplasmic reticulum. Gene Ontology annotation, molecular function: ketoreductase activity. NCBI's taxonomy places the organism in Eukaryota, Viridiplantae, Streptophyta, Magnoliopsida, Cucurbitales, Cucurbitaceae. The record is from RefSeq and is a predicted model, not a curated record.